Molecule: messenger RNA, 2313 nt
Organism: Malania oleifera
Lineage: Eukaryota; Viridiplantae; Streptophyta; Magnoliopsida; Santalales; Ximeniaceae
Product: transmembrane 9 superfamily member 9-like
Exons: 7
Coding region: 134-2059 (641 amino acids)
Biological process (GO): protein localization to membrane
Cellular component (GO): membrane
Source: RefSeq, a predicted model, not a curated record
CAAACCCGGCGUAGCUUCGCUUCGCUUCGCAUUUUCUUCCCUCUUUUAUAUAUAAAUCGCUACUCUCUCUGUCUCUCGCUCGAUCUGGUUCUGUUCUUACCCUCUCUCUCUCUCUCUCUCGCCAUAGACGGCCAUGGAGUGUCGGCGACCGCUGGCAUUGCUGAUGUUCAUCCCUCUGGCGUUUCUUCUCUCGAUCCAUGUGGGACACUGCUUCUACCUUCCCGGUGUGGCGCCCGAGGACUUCCAAAAGGGAGAUCAUUUGAUGGUAAAAGUGAACAAAUUGACCUCUACAAAGACACAGCUUCCUUACACAUACUAUUCGCUUCCAUAUUGUCGUCCAAAAAACAUAGUUGACAGUGCAGAGAAUCUUGGAGAAGUACUUCGUGGUGAUCGUAUUGAGAAUUCUGCUUAUGUGUUUAAAAUGUGGGAACCACAGAUGUGCAACAUUAUCUGCCAGACAAAACUUGAUGCCAAAGCUGCAAAGAAGUUCAAAGAGAAGAUUAAUGAUGAGUAUCGGGUCAACAUGAUCCUAGAUAACCUUCCUCUAGUUGUUCCCAUACGAAGGGUAGAUCAGCAGCAAUCUCCAACUGUUUAUCAGCUCGGCUUUCAUGUUGGGCUCAAAGGGCAGUAUACUGGAAGCAAGGAUGAGAAGUUUUUUAUCCACAACCAUCUUACAUUUACUGUCAAGUAUCAUAAUGAUCAACAAACUGACUCAGCAAGAAUUGUGGGCUUUGAAGUUCAACCAUUCAGUGUGAAACAUGAAUAUGAUGGGAAAUGGAAUGGGAAGAAUCGUUUGAAAACCUGUGAUCCUGGUGCAAAACACACAGUCAUCAGCUCAAACUCCCCUCAAGAGGUUGAAGAGAAUAAGGAAAUUAUCUUCACUUAUGAUGUUGAGUUCCAGGAGAGUGAUGUAAAGUGGGCAUCUAGAUGGGACGCCUAUCUUUUGAUGAGUGAUGACCAAAUUCACUGGUUCUCGAUUGUCAAUUCUUUGAUGAUUGUUCUAUUCCUUUCUGGCAUGGUGGCAAUGAUAAUGCUACGGACGCUUUAUCGUGACAUCUCCAAGUACAAUGAGCUUGAGACCCAGGAAGAAGCCCAAGAGGAGACAGGAUGGAAACUGGUCCAUGGGGAUGUCUUCAGACCACCAACAAACUCAGAGUUAUUGUGUGUCUAUGUUGGAACUGGAGUCCAGUUCUUUGGGAUGAUACUCAUUACCAUGAUCUUUGCUGUUCUAGGAUUUCUCUCGCCUUCUAACCGAGGUGGCCUCAUGACAGCCAUGCUUUUACUCUGGGUCUUCAUGGGUCUUUUUGCUGGUUACUCUUCUGCGCGUUUAUACAAAAUGUUUAAAGGAACAGAAUGGAAGAAAAUCGCAAUCAAGACUGCAUUCAUGUUCCCAGCAGUUGUCUCUGCCAUUUUCUUCGUCUUGAAUGCUCUUAUCUGGGGCCAGAAAUCCUCUGGAGCUGUGCCAUUUGGAACAAUGUUUGCACUGGUUUUAUUAUGGUUUGGUAUUUCAGUCCCACUUGUGUUUGUUGGUAGUUAUGUCGGUUUCAAGAAGCCAGCAAUUGAGGACCCUGUGAAAACAAACAAAAUACCUAGACAGAUCCCAGAACAGGCUUGGUACAUGAACCCAAUCUUCUCAAUCUUAAUUGGAGGCAUACUCCCAUUUGGAGCUGUUUUUAUCGAACUCUUCUUUAUACUCACCUCAAUCUGGCUGAAUCAGUUUUACUACAUCUUCGGCUUCCUUUUCAUAGUCUUCAUCAUACUCAUGGUCACCUGUGCUGAAAUUACCAUUGUGCUUUGCUACUUCCAGUUGUGCAGUGAGGACUACCUGUGGUGGUGGAGAUCGUACCUGACAUCGGGUUCCUCCGCACUGUACCUCUUCCUGUAUGCCACCUUUUACUUCUUCACAAAGCUCGAAAUCACAAAGCCAGUUUCUGGAAUGUUGUAUUUUGGCUACAUGCUGAUUGUUUCAUAUGCAUUCUUUGUCCUCACCGGUGCCAUUGGGUUUUAUGCCUGCUUUUGGUUUACGAGACUCAUCUACUCAUCAGUGAAGAUUGAUUAGUUUAUGCAAUCAGGCAUGCGGGGUGGCUUUAUUCUCUUCAAAGAAGCAAAGAAUCAUCUUAGCUCAAGCUUCAAAAUUAAGGUAUUCAUGCACCCUUUCAGAUGUAGCUUGGUUUGGUCAGUAUCCAUUGGUGACAGGGCCAUAUACUUAUGUUGUUAUAGUAUUUUGUUUCGUUAUUUCUUUCUUGUAACCCAUUUGAUAGAGACUCAGCUAGUUGCUUUCAAUUUAUAUUCAUUAUUAUUUCCUUUUGGUAA